GCUCCCUGUUGUUUUGAUAUUUUCGAAAACAUGGCGGCCGGUUCAUCAAGUCGGCGGGAAUAUGACUUUCAGAAUCCUUGCUUCACUACCUGUACAACCUGCUUCGAUGUCAUUUGUGAGACAUUUUAGAUGCUACUACGUCACAGAAACAAUCCUCUACAAGAAGCAAAAUUGGUUAUUUUGCUCUCAAGUUUCGAAGUUUUCCUUUAUCAAAAAAUCGUUCCGUUCGCUUUCGACAUCAACUUUUGCAUUCAUUCCAGAAUCUUCGCUUUUCAAAUCUUAUCAAAUGAGCAUGAAAAGUUCUAAGUCAUCGACAAUUGCGAUUUGUCAGAUGACUUGCACAGCCGAUUUAGAGGCGAACUUUCGCCAAUGCCAAGAGCUCAUCAGAAAGGGUAGUCGGAAAGGCGCGGAGGUCGUCUUUCUUCCAGAAGGCUUUGACUUCUUAAUGAAAGACAAAGAAAAAAUAUUAGAAUUGGCUGAGCAUUUAGAUGGACCAAGGAUUAGCAAAAUGUGUAAAUUGGCUGAAGAAAAUGGUGUCUGGCUUUCUCUUGGUGGCUUUCACUGUAAGCAUCCAUCUGAGACAAGGCGAGUUCUUAACUGCCAUGUUGUUAUUGAUAAUAAAGGGAGGAUUGCUGCUAGCUAUAACAAGACCCACUUGUUUGAUGUUAACAUUGAGGGUGGUCCUUGUUUGAAGGAGUCAGCAUUUAUUGCACAUGGAGACAGGAUUGUCCCCCCUGUCAGUACACCUGUUGGGAAACUAGGACUUGGAAUCUGCUAUGACCUUCGUUUUCCUGAGUUCUCAAUGAUCUUGGCUAGACAAGGUGCAGACAUCCUAAGUUUCCCAUCAGCUUUUACUUUCCACACUGGCUCGGCACACUGGGAGGUUCUGUUGAGGAGCCGUGCUAUUGAGACUCAGUGUUACGUUGUCGCAGCUGCACAAUGCGGAAAGCUCUAUGAAGGCCGUGAAGCAUAUGGACAUUCCAUGGUUGUGGAUCCAUGGGGAACUGUUGUUGCGCAGUGCCAGGACGGGAUCGGCUUAUGUAUGGCGGAAAUCGAUCACCAGUACAUCCAGAAAGUUCGCUCGGGGAUGCCUAUAUUGUCGCAUCGCCGAGUAGAUCUUUACGGGAGCUUGGCUGCUAAAGAAAGGGAUAUGGAGUGACAGAAGGUGUUGCCUCGACAUGGUUGAAGAGCGUGGUGAUCCUUGACAGUGAUCCGGCUGGUGUGGAAUAAUUGUAGAUGGUUGCUUGCGAGGUUCAUAACACUUGGAGGUUUGGAGAGGUCGAAGCUAGGAAGGUUAGAUUAUUCUUUUGAGGCAAUGAGUCUAAUUACUCCUUACCCCUCCUCUACAUCCUUAGACAAACGGACGUUCCUGGCCUAAAGGGAAUCGACGGCAGCGGAAGACAACAUGGGAAAAAUAAUGUAAAAAUUCAAUUGAAAAAAAAAACAAAAACAAAGAAAUGAAUUCGCACUCGGUCCAAUAUUUCAACAACGACCUCAAACACUUCUAAAGUUGAAAUAGGUUAGAAGCUAGGCUUAGGUAAAACAGUUUAGGUCGUUUAGCGUGAAUAAAAAUUCUGCAGGUCGUUUCUACUUCUAUGGCGUGCAAAGGUUUGAGGUGCUCUCGAUCGGCUUGCAAGUCAUUUCAGCGUGGUCUCAGUAAGUUAGGGUUUGGACGCACUAAAAAUUAUGCGAGCGCAUAAAAUAAAUGAGAAAUGGACAAAGGGAAGAGAUUUUUUUCCAUCUAAUUGCGCCCCCCCCUCCCCUUCCAUUUUUUGCGCUCGCCGUUUUUUUUUUUCGCGCGUUCAAAAACAAAGCUUUUCCGAAUAAUUCUAAUUAAGAGCCGGCGUGAUACGUUAACCUAAUUUCACCGAAAGAGCGCGAUCGGCUUAGAAGUUUCGUAGUGGAUGUCGAUUAUAUUUAUUUAAUACAGGCAUAGCUAAUAUUAACUAUUGAAUAUGAUACAGGUCACUUCGGUAUUUCGUUACUUUAUUUUGCGGCUUCGCGGCUUAGUGAAACUUGGAGCCUCUGUGACCAAGGUAAAUGAGAGCCGGUUCGCAGGCUAUUAUUAUUGAUGUAAGUUAUUAUGUAAGGUUUUGAAAAUAUUAGGUGGACAUGUGCCCUACUCCCAAAUGAGUUGAUAAAAUUUCAAUUGAA
This is a messenger RNA of Nematostella vectensis (starlet sea anemone), 2154 nucleotides long. Its product is annotated as deaminated glutathione amidase. Gene Ontology annotation, molecular function: hydrolase activity, acting on carbon-nitrogen (but not peptide) bonds, in linear amides. The record is from RefSeq and is a predicted model, not a curated record. The transcript is spliced from 6 exons. NCBI's taxonomy places the organism in Eukaryota, Metazoa, Cnidaria, Anthozoa, Actiniaria, Edwardsiidae. The coding region runs from base 62 to 1159 and encodes 365 amino acids.